GAAAUCAACCCACAAUUAAAAAUGUGAUUCUGACCUAGCAUCAAAAUCGGUUAGGGUUUUAAAGAAUUGCCGAAAUAAGAAAUGCGGGUUUGACUUACCCAAAUAAUCGCCGGCGUCGGCGCAGACGGAGAAGCGAGAAGAAAGCCUGCCGAGUUGAGCCCGACACACCGCCGACGCAAAAGGGGAAAAAUGAAAAAUGUCGAUGGAAACCGCCGUCGGAGUCGCUGAAAUAGAGAAUGGGUGACUCUCGAUGGAAACCGCCGGACGAGGAAGACCGCCGACGCAAAGGAACACAGCUCGAAAAAGGAAACCGCCGGAUGAAAGCCGCUGUCCCGCUGAAACAACCGCCGACGAAGCCGCUGAAACAGAGAGCGACGCGCCGCGCCGAACGAGGAAGACUCUCGAUGGAAACCGCCGCGCCGGACGAGGAAGAACGCCGACGCCGGACGAGGAAGACUCUAGACGAAAAUGGCGAUUCUGAGAAAAUGGGGGAAACGGAGAAGAAGAAGUCUCUCUCCCGUGAAAAUGGUUGGUGAUUCUCUCUCCUCUCCCACGAACAGGUUUUAUUCUGACAUAAAAAACAAAUUUUUUUAAAAUAAAACCUAAAUGACUAA
This is a messenger RNA of Linum trigynum, 614 nucleotides long. The record is from the annotation of a GenBank genome assembly. Lineage: Eukaryota; Viridiplantae; Streptophyta; Magnoliopsida; Malpighiales; Linaceae.